Messenger RNA from Trichomycterus rosablanca, 1602 nucleotides. It is a transcript of the gene b4galnt1a, whose product is annotated as beta-1,4-N-acetyl-galactosaminyl transferase 1a. Gene Ontology annotation, biological process: ganglioside biosynthetic process. Gene Ontology annotation, molecular function: acetylgalactosaminyltransferase activity. The transcript has 11 exons. Lineage: Eukaryota; Metazoa; Chordata; Actinopteri; Siluriformes; Trichomycteridae. The coding region runs from base 1 to 1602 and encodes 533 amino acids. Gene Ontology annotation, cellular component: Golgi membrane. The record is from RefSeq and is a predicted model, not a curated record.
AUGAAGCUCAUCAUGCGUGUUCUGAAAAGGAAGAUUCUUGUGUGUUGUGUAAUACUGAUAUCAUUUGCUGUUGCUGUUCUUCACUGGACAUCACAAACACCAACUUUGGUCAGCUUGGUCAGCAUUCAGAAACAAGCUGAGUCCACCAUACAGAUGCUGCUGGAGAGUAAUCUUAAUCAGUUGAAGAAUUACAGCAGUAUUCCCUACCACCUUAAACCCUCUCUAGCAAACGCCGUUGCCAGAAAUGGAUGUGUUUGUGAAGGAGAUAAAUGGCGCAUUAAAGUGCCCUUCGGUGACCUGCUGUUUUCUCAGGUUUGGGCUGCGGACCUGCACACCGCAUUCAGAGCCUCAGAUCUGGAUAACAUAAACCAGCGCAGGCAGAAGGAGUACCUCAACUUCCGCAAAAGGACUAAUACAGCUGCAGACCUUCUUAUUGUUGCUCAGGCCAACAGCCCUCUUCAGUACCCCACCCAGGGUGUUGAGGUUCGACCUAGGAAGUCCACUUUAAUUCAUGGUUUGGGUCUAAACUACAAAUCCCAGAGUGUUUAUUCAGUCAGUUUAACUGCAACUAUGGGAACCUUUGAUGUAGCAGCUUUGGUGGACGGGGUCCAAAUCAGUGGUGAAGGAGAGAUGCACAUGAACAUCUCCAGUUCACAGCUUUCUGCACUCAACAGACAACUGCAGUUCAUCACCUACACUAAUACAAUUUUUCAUCCCAAUACUGUAGAUGUUGUUCAGUUUGGAACUGAAGGUUUCCUGGCUGCAUUUACCAUUAAAAUCCGCCAUGCAAUACCUCCUAAGCUCUACGAUCCGGGUUCUAAAAAAGAAUACAACAUAAGUGCACUUGUCACCAUUGCUGCAAAAACAUUUCUGCGUUACGACAAGCUUCAGGACCUGAUUGACAGCAUCCGUCAGUUCUACCCGACCAUCACUAUAAUCAUUGCUGAUGACAGCGAGCACCCGAAGCCUGUAACCGGCCCUUAUAUAGAGCACUACAUCAUGCCUUUUGGAAAGGGUUGGUUUGCUGGCCGUAAUCUUGCCAUAUCUCAGGUGACCACCAAGUAUGUGCUGUGGGUGGAUGAUGACUUUAUCUUCACCUCCAAUACAAAAUUGGAGAAGAUGGUGGAGGUUUUAGAAAGCACCACUUUAGACCUGGUAGGGGGCGCAGUAAGGGAGGCAACAGGAUAUACUGCCACCUUUCGACAUACACUCUCAACUGAAGAAGGUGGAGAAAAUGGGGACUGUUUACACUACAGGAAAGGCUUCUACCAUGUCCUCGAAGGAUUUCCUAAUUGUGUGGUCACAGAUGCUGUUAUCAACUUCUUCAUGGCUCGUACUGAUAAGGUGCGACAAGUGGGCUUUGACCCUCGCCUGGCACGAGUGGCACACCUUGAAUUUUUUGUUGAUGGACUCGGCUCUCUCCACGUGGGUUCUUGUGAUGAUGUCAUAAUCAACCAUGCAUCCAAAAUCAAAGCCUUGUUGCCAUGGGGAGAGACGGAAACUGACAAAGCCUAUUCUAAAUUCCGCCAUCACAACACCUCAAGUAUCCAGAAUGCAUUGUAUUACUUCAAGAACCGCCUUAAAUGUAUAACCGGUAAUUAA